Molecule: messenger RNA, 1794 nt
Organism: Anolis sagrei ordinatus
Lineage: Eukaryota; Metazoa; Chordata; Lepidosauria; Squamata; Anolidae
Gene: PPDPFL
Product: pancreatic progenitor cell differentiation and proliferation factor like
Biological process (GO): cell differentiation; multicellular organism development
Source: RefSeq, a predicted model, not a curated record
GAGCAAGGCAGGGCAAUCAGGCAGGCUGCAAAGGGAGAGAGGCUCCUCUGUCCUUUCCUGGCCAGCAAACCUUGAGACCUUCUGCGUCUUGUGGCUGAAGUUGCCCCAACAGAAGCGUGGGCUGUUUGCAGAACUCGAAACUUCGGAUCUUCGGGAAAGAAAAGCUUCUUUUUCGAGGGAAAGGGUGCUGUUGCAGAAGCAGGCAACGGGGCCAUCCAGGUGCCCCUAGAUAUAAGUCUUGCUUCUUACUACUCCAAAGGACCACUGUGAUGGCAUCAGUGCCCUCAGCUGGCUGCCUUGCAGCCAAGAACCAGUACUACCGAACACGACUGAAUUCCGACUCCAGUGUUUCUUCAAGCAGUUCAUCUUGCUGUUCUGAACCCAUGACCUUCUCAGACCAAGACAAACACUUCCACGGUUUACCUGAUGUGUUUGAAAAAUGUUGGUGGAUAAAAAGCUUUUUCCACUGUGAACCAACACCUCAGAAUGUUGGCAGGAAAACCUUGUCAGCCAGUAGUGCAAAUAGCUGAUUUGGACAUCAAGCUGAGUGUUCCUAAAUGACUUCACACACAGAGACAUUUCUUGAAAUGGAUUUAGCCCCAUGAAGAAAACAAACUGCUUGAAAUUUCAGUUUUGAGAGAAGGAGCUAUCCACAGCUUAUUCAUAAGGCAAUCACCAUUUCGACUGACUAUGUCUGAUGCAGAGUUCUCGAUAGUGAACAGGUGUUUUCAGCUUCAUAAUGACUUUUACAUAUUAUUGGAAGAAAUGCAAAUGAAAAGUCUUGUUGUGUCUUCUAAUUGCCCAGGGUUUCCUUUGCUAAAUUGAAAAGCUUCUCCUAAAUUGCAUGGGACAAAACGAUGCAAGGUUAUUCUGUCUUAACUCCAAGCAGAGUGAUGCUCUCAUUAACAGUAAAAUAAGCAAGUUUGUCCCAUUAAGUUUGAUGUUUUGUUAGCUGUGCUGCUUCCAUACUUGUGUUUUAAAUUAAAUCUGUUGAGGAGAAAUGCCAAACACAGGUUUAUAACUACCAUUGAUCAAACCUGAGAAGGAACCGUGUUAAAGCUUGAUUUAAGGAAGGCUGUAGGCUUGUUUGUUUUUAAGAAAGACAUUGCAUAUAGCCUAAUGUAUUACUUGGAAGCAGUCGUUUUGAUUUCUUCAAAGAAUAUGCAAACUUAAUCCUAUCACAUAAUGAGUACAAAGUGUGCAAACACAGUCUUAUAUCAUGUUGCUAGUAUGAAGGCAUGCACUGUUUAACAUCACUGUGCUGUAACUAUUUUUGUCAUUAUGUUUGACAUAAUUUGAUUUUUCUUGAAUAAUUUCAAAAUAAUAGUUACAGAACAUUUUAUAUUACCAUGUGUCCUUCUUAAGUUGUAACAUGUGUGCCUUGCUCAUGCUUGACUGGCCAUGUGUGGAUGCAUGAUCAACUGAAAAAGGGAAAAUUUAGUGGCGAGAAAAGAAUGUAAGGCAAGUAAAUCAAUGCAAUAGGUAUCCCAUAGGUCAGUGGUUCUCAACCUGUGGGUCCCCAGAUGUUUUGACCUUCAGCUCCCAAAAAUCCUAACAGCUGGAAAACUGGCUGGGAUUUCUGGGAGUUGUAGGCCAAAGCACUCGGGAACUCACAAGCUGAGAACCACUGAUCUAGGAAGAGACAGUCUGUUUUAAUUUGUGAACUCACAUUUCAGUUUGCUCAUCCUUCUCUAUGUAACCAUUUUGUAUAGUGCGAUCAGUGCAAUUUCUUGAAUGUACAGAAUUAAGUAUUUUUUUUACUAAGUUUUGUAUUAAUAAAGAUUAAUAAAUAUG